Molecule: messenger RNA, 4773 nt
Organism: Erinaceus europaeus (western European hedgehog)
Lineage: Eukaryota; Metazoa; Chordata; Mammalia; Eulipotyphla; Erinaceidae
Gene: ERBB2
Product: erb-b2 receptor tyrosine kinase 2
Exons: 27
Coding region: 363-4163 (1266 amino acids)
Biological process (GO): cell surface receptor protein tyrosine kinase signaling pathway; positive regulation of MAPK cascade; positive regulation of cell population proliferation
Cellular component (GO): signaling receptor complex; basal plasma membrane
Molecular function (GO): ATP binding; transmembrane receptor protein tyrosine kinase activity
Source: RefSeq, a predicted model, not a curated record
GAAGUGAGAACGCGGGCGAACGAGCCAGGUGUCGGGGCGCUGGGAGAGGCGCACCCCAGGCCUGCGCGGAGAGAGGGAGAAAGUGAAGCUGGGAGUUGCCACUCCCAGGGACUUGCUGGAAUGUGGUUGGAGGGGGUAGGGGGGUGCGAGUUGUGAGCGCGCUUGCUCCCAAUCACAGGAGGAGGAAGGAGGAGGUGGAAGAAGAGAGCUGCCUUGAGGAAGUACGAGAAUGAAGUUGUGAAGCUGAGAUUCCCCUCCAACCAGCCGCGAGAGCCGAGAAGCGGUCCCCAGGCGGCCGCAGCAGCCCGCACCGCGCCUGGUCCAGCCGGAGGAACCAUGGGGCCGGAGCCUCAGUGAGCACCAUGGAACUGGCGGCCUGGUGCCGCUGGGCGCUCCUGCUCGCCCUGUUGCCUCCUGGAGCCGCGGGCACCCAAGUGUGCACCGGCACAGACAUGAAGCUGCGGUUCCCGGCCAGUCCUGAGACCCACCUGGACAUGCUUCGCCACCUCUACCAGGGCUGUCAGGUGGUGCAGGGCAACCUGGAACUCACCUACCUGCCUGCCAGUGCCAGCCUCUCCUUCCUGCAGGACAUUCAGGAGGUGCAGGGCUAUGUGCUCAUCGCUCACAAUCAGGUGAGACAGCUUCCACUGCAGCGGCUGCGAAUUGUGCGUGGUACCCAGCUCUUUGAGGACAAAUAUGCCCUGGCUGUGCUGGACAACGGAGACCUGGACAGUGCUGCUUCUGCCCCAGGGGCCCCUCCUGGGGGGCUGCGGGAGUUGAAACUGCGAAGCCUCACAGAGAUCCUGAAAGGAGGGGUCUUGAUCCAACGGAACCCCCAGCUCUGCCACCAGGAAACAAUUUUGUGGCAGGACAUCUUCCACAAGAACAACAAACUGUUUUACAAGAGCAUCAGGCAGAUGGUCCCUGAAGACAUUGACAGUAACCGUUCUCGGACUUGCCAACCCUGUUCUCCUACUUGCAAAGACUCCCAGUGCUGGGGAGAGAGUUCUGAGGACUGUCAGAGCUUGACACAAAAUAUUUGUGCCAGUGGUUGUGCCCGCUGCAAGGGCCCACUGUCCACAGAUUGCUGCCAUGAGCAGUGCGCCGCCGGCUGCACAGGCCCCAAGCAUUCUGACUGCCUGGCCUGCCUCAGCUUCAACAACAGUGGCAUCUGUGAGCUGCACUGCCCAGCCCUGGUCACCUACAACACCGACACCUUUGAGUCCAUGCUCAACCCCGAGGGCCGCUACACCUUUGGAGCCAGCUGCGUGACGUCCUGUCCCUACAACUACCUGUCUACUGAUGUGGGAUCCUGCACCCUUGUCUGCCCCAUGAACAACCAAGAGGUGACAGCUGAGGAUGGAACACAGCGGUGUGAGAAAUGCAGCAAGCCCUGUGCGCCAGCGUGCUAUGGUCUGGGCAUGGAACAUCUGCGAGAGGCCAGGGCCGUCACCAGUGCCAACAUUCACAAGUUUGCAGGCUGUAAGAAGAUCUUCGGGAGUCUGGCAUUUCUUCCAGAGAGCUUUGAAGGGGAUCCAGAUUCCAAAACUGCCCCCCUCCAGCCUGAGCAACUCAAAAUCUUUGAGACUCUGGAGGAGAUCACAGGUUACCUGUACAUCUCUGCAUGGCCAGACAGGCUGCCUGACCUCAGUGCCUUCCAGAACCUUCGAGUAAUCCGGGGAAGAGUUCUGCAUGAUGGUGCCUACUCGCUGACUCUGCAAGGACUGGGCAUUAUCUCACUGGGGCUCCGUUCCCUGCGAGAACUGGGCAGCGGGCUGGCCCUCAUCCACCACAACCCCUGCCUCUGCUUCGUGCACACGGUGCCCUGGGAGCAGCUCUUCCGGAACUCUCACCAGGCCCUCCUCCACAGCGCCAACCGGCCAGCAGAUGCGUGUGUGGGUGAGAACCUAACCUGCUAUUCGCUGUGCGCCCAUGGGCACUGCUGGGGUCCCGGGCCCACCCAGUGCGUCAACUGUAGCCACUUCCUUCGGGGCCAGGAGUGCGUGAAGGAAUGCCGAGUACUGCAGGGAUUGCCCCGGGAGUAUGUGAAAGGCAGGCACUGUCUGCCCUGCCACUCUGAGUGUCAGCCCCAGAAUGGCUCUGAGUCCUGCUCUGGAUCGGGGGAUGACCAGUGUGUGGCCUGUGCCCACUACAAGAACCCUCCUUCCUGUGUGGCUCGAUGCCCCAGUGGUGUGAAGGCUGACCUCUCCUUCAUGCCAGUCUGGAAGUUCCCUGAUGAGGAGGGCACGUGCCAGCCAUGCCCCAUCAACUGCACCCACUCCUGUGUGGACCUGGACGACAAGGGCUGCCCCGCCGAGCAGAGAGCCAGCCCUGUGACAUCCAUCAUUGCUGUGGUGGUGGGCAUUCUGUUUGCCAUCAUGUGCCUGGCCCUUGGCAUCAUCAUCAAGCGAAGGCGGCAGAAGAUCCGGAAGUAUACCAUGCGGCGGCUGCUGCAGGAAACCGAGCUGGUGGAGCCACUGACUCCAAGCGGAGCAGUGCCCAACCAGGCUCAGAUGCGGAUCCUGAAAGAAACAGAGCUGAGGAAGGUGAAGGUGCUUGGAUCUGGAGCUUUUGGCACAGUCUACAAGGGCAUCUGGAUUCCGGAUGGGGAAAAUGUGAAAAUCCCAGUGGCCAUCAAAGUAUUGAGGGAAAACACAUCUCCAAAAGCCAACAAAGAGAUCUUGGAUGAAGCAUAUGUGAUGGCUGGUGUGGGCUCCCCUUAUGUGUCCCGACUCUUGGGCAUCUGCCUGACAUCCACGGUGCAGCUGGUGACACAGCUCAUGCCUUAUGGCUGCCUUCUGGACCACGUGCGGGAACACCGUGGACGCCUGGGCUCCCAGGACCUGCUGAACUGGUGCGUGCAGAUCGCCAAGGGGAUGAGCUACUUGGAGGACGUGCGGCUUGUGCACAGGGACCUGGCUGCUCGAAAUGUGCUGGUCAAGAGUCCCAACCAUGUCAAGAUUACUGACUUUGGUCUGGCUCGGCUGCUGGACAUUGAUGAGACUGAGUACCAUGCGGACGGGGGCAAGGUGCCCAUCAAGUGGAUGGCAUUGGAAUCCAUUCUCCGCCGGCGGUUCACCCACCAGAGUGACGUGUGGAGUUAUGGUGUGACUGUCUGGGAACUGAUGACUUUUGGGGCCAAGCCUUAUGAUGGGAUCCCAGCCCGGGAGAUCCCUGAUUUGCUGGAGAAGGGGGAACGACUGCCGCAGCCCCCCAUCUGCACCAUUGAUGUCUACAUGAUCAUGGUCAAGUGCUGGAUGAUUGACUCUGAAUGUCGGCCUCGAUUCCGAGAGUUGGUGGCUGAGUUCUCUCGAAUGGCCAGGGACCCACAGCGCUUUGUGGUCAUCCAGAAUGAGGACUUGGGCCCUGCCAGCCCCUUGGACAGCACCUUCUACCGCUCACUGCUGGAAGACGACGACAUGGGGGACUUGGUGGAUGCAGAGGAGUACUUGGUACCCCAACAGGGCUUUUUCUGCCCAGACCCUGCCCCAGGCACCGGGGGCACAGCCCACCGCAGGCACCGAAGCUCAUCCACCAGGAGUGGUGGUGGUGAGCUAACACUAAGCCUGGAACCCUCUGAGGAAGAGCCCCCCAGGUCUCCACUGGCACCCUCCGAAGGGGCUGGUUCAGAUGUGUUUGAUGGCGACCUAGGAAUCGGGGUAGCCAAGGGACUGCAGAGCCUCCCCUCACAUGAUCCCAGCCCUCUACAGCGGUACAGUGAGGACCCCACAUUACCCCUCCCCCCUGAGACCGACGGCUACGUGGCCCCUUUGAACUGCAGCCCCCAGCCUGAAUAUGUGAACCAACUUGAGGUUAGGCCGCAGCCUUCCUCACCUGUAGAGGGUCCUCUGUCUCCUUCUCGACCUGCUGGUGCCACUCUAGAAAGACCUAAGACUCUUUCCCCCAAGACUCUCUCCCCUGGGAAGAACGGGGUUGUCAAAGACAUUUUUGCCUUUGGGGGUGCUGUGGAGAACCCUGAGUACUUGGUACCCCAGGGUGGGACUGCCCCUCAGCCCCACCCUCCUCCAGCCUUCAGCCCAGCCUUUGACAACCUCUAUUACUGGGACCAGGACCGGUCAGAGCGGGCCUCUCCACCUGUGGCCUUUGAAGGGACCCCUACAGCAGAGAACCCUGAGUACCUGGGCCUGGAUGUGCCAGUAUGAACUAUGGCCAAGUUCUCUUGAGGCCUGGCUGCACACUCUGAGGCAGCUGGGGAGGCUUGACUUCUGACCUACUUCCAGAUGAGGCCCUUUGCCCAUGUCCUCGGACAGCUGCCAGGCCAGGAACCAACCUUCCUAUGAGAUUUCCAGGUGGCUGAGAGGUACUCAGCGAGCUGGAAGAAGGGGCAGUACUGGGGUGUUUGGUUUGGAGCCCUGCCCCAGAAGACUGUACGCCACAAGGCAGAGCCAGCCUCUCCAGAGGGAGCAGCAUUGCCUGGCUCUUUUGCCAGCCCCUUGGCCCUGAAGAACUGAGGGGAGCAGGGCCUGGCAGUGGGAGAAAGCCCAAGGGAGCCAAGGAACAAGAGCAGCUCAUUCAGAGACUGUUCCCGAGACAUAGCUCUGCUCCCAGGAGGGAGCAGCAGCAUCCACACUAUGUUGUACAGAGUGCUUUUUUGUUUGUUUUUACUUACUUUGUUUUUUAAAGAUGAAAUAUGAACUCAGGGAGAAAGUGGGUAUUGUGGAAGUGGGGCAAGGGUGGCUCCUGGGGUUGGGAGAGAGAUGUGUCCUCUUCAUAUCCAUUUUCUCCACUUGCAAAUAUAUUUUGGAAAACCGC